This is a messenger RNA of Rotaria socialis, 636 nucleotides long. NCBI's taxonomy places the organism in Eukaryota, Metazoa, Rotifera, Eurotatoria, Philodinida, Philodinidae. The record is from the annotation of a GenBank genome assembly.
AUGGUAUCUGUUCCUAUAAAAGUUCUUAUAGAGCUAUUUAAAAAGUCAACAGCUCAAAUUAGUGAUGAAAAUCCAAGUGAAUUCACAUCGGCUAGUCCAACAUUUUUCAUCUGGGGACUUGUAUAUACUUGGCAGUUAGUGUUUCUUGUAUAUUCCAUCGUAAAUAUAUGGCGAAAAACUGAUGAUGCCUUUCUUUAUAUUCAUCCAUAUACUUUACAUGCGGCUAUUUUUAUUCUUUUUAUUGUUAAUAUGCUUUUAAAUUCUUUUUCGUUAAUUCUAUGGGAUAGAUUUCAAUUUGGACUUCCAGCUUCCGUUAUUUAUGUAAUGUUAGCUACGAUUGUUGGUACUUGCGUACUGGAUCAUAUUUUUCUAUGGCAACAACGAUGGAAUUUUAUUCAAUUGAAUAUAUCGGGUGAUAUUUGGGCAAUGUGUUUCGUUGCAUUGAAUGGUCAUGCAGCUUAUUCAGCUUGGUUACUUGUUGCUGCAUCACUGAAUCUCACUAUUUGGCUGAAAAGAAAAUUGCCGAUGAAUUUUGAAGGUUGGGCAGCAACGUUCUCUCUGACUUUACUGUCUAUUGGAUUCUUGAAAAUUUUAUAUUUCCAUCUCAAAUGGCUUAUACUUGGUCUCCAUGGUUAA